Messenger RNA from Sphenostylis stenocarpa, 351 nucleotides. Lineage: Eukaryota; Viridiplantae; Streptophyta; Magnoliopsida; Fabales; Fabaceae. The record is from the annotation of a GenBank genome assembly.
AUGUUUGUGGAGGAUCGAAUGGGAACUUUAGAGAAAUUGAUCACCGAACAAGGAGUUAGAUUGGUAAAGCUAAAGAUGGAUCUUGAAUACAUCCAAAAACUACUAUUGAUCCGGUGUAUUCGGAAAUCUAGUGAAUCAAAUAGAUCUAUCUUGAAGGAGUGGUCCAAGGUUGGAGGGGGAGUCACCAAGAUGAUGUUGGACCAAGACUGUACAGUUACCUAUACUUUGAAGGGCAAGAUCCUUUGGGAUGGUAACUUUUUAAAGUUAAACAAGUCACUAUUUGAAUGUUUACUGGUGGCCUUUAUGGAAGGAAAUAUUGUUCACUGGUUUCACUUGAGAGAAAUAUUUUAG